GCAAGGGGCAGCCCACAGCCUUCCCUUCCGGUGCCAGAGUCGAAACAACUGGUGACUCGAAGCACACUGCCAAUUUGUCUCCGGGGGCGGUGGAUGCUGGAAAUGACGGGAAGAAUAUUGCCCGCUGUGCUGAAACGACUAGGGGGAAACCGAACAAGACAAGUCAUACCCAGGACAGUGCAGCUGAUAGAAAUAAGCUACCAGCGUCUUCAGUUAAACUUCGGCCUGGGUCCCGGGCAGCACAGCCGCCUCCUCCUCUCGUCUAUAAACCCAAGCUGAGGAAGGGGCCCUCACCCCUCCCCGACGAUCGUCCACCUGUAGACGACCGGACGGAGCACCAGCAUGCCCGGCUCGGGGAAGGUGGCAACAUGGACUCCUGUGCGGGUACAGGAGCCCCUCCCCAACUGCAACAGGGAGAGAAGGGCACUGACGCCGAGCCGUUUGAACAAAUAACCCCGCUUCAAGGGCAGGCGGGUGUGGUACAGCAGGACCUGUUGAAGGCACAUGACACACAGUCGGAAAGGUGUGCAGUGGCUCGGUCACCCGAUCUGGGGCAGGAUGUUGUGCCGCAGCAGGAUCGGUUGACGACACAUGACCGACAGGGUGAUAAGGACGCAGUGUCACGGUCUGAUCCGGGUCCGUCCUUGGUUGUGCCCACUAGCACCGGGGAAAUAAGGAAGCCGCGGACAGCACAACCUCACAAACCGCACUACGUCCCUCCCUCCCACAACGGUUCUUCCGGGGCGCCCUGCGACCAACCUGACAGAGCAUUGACACCAUUACCUGCCGACAUUGCCAACCAUGGAUCUGUUCAGCCUGAGGGGGGCAUGCAACUGGCCGCACUCGCACCGAGCCACCUGCCGCAACGGGGAGGCACUUCCUGGGGAGGCGCGCCCUCGGCUGAAGGAUGCGGAGUCCAGAUUGCCAGAACGGAGGUGAGGAAUCCCAUAAUCCUCGAUCCCCACAGAAUGUGGCUCAAGGCCAACUCCCUCCUCACCAAGAUUAAGGGUGCAACAUUCUCCCAACCCCGGGGUGUAUCAAAGGGAAAGAUGAAAUUGUCGGCAGCCUCCCCCCCCUCUCUGUCGGAGGACUCAACAAUAGACCGCUCUGAGUCGCAGCGAAUGCAGCCUGCUCAUGACUUGCAGUCCAAUGACGGGGGCCCGCCCACAGAGCCACGCUCGGUGAUUAGCCUUACACUGUCACCGUCGCAGUCACGGUCACGGUCUCAGUCGCAACCGCAAACGCAGACAUCUGGAGAGCUACAAAUGGAGCCAGGUGAUGUGGGCCUGGCUGCGGUGCCACCCGCCUCGAUUAGCCUGAGGCUUUCACAGUCGCAGCCCCGGUCCCAGUCGCAGUUGCAAUCGCAAUCACAGACAUGUGGCACGCCAGGAAUAAAAUUGGGGUGCCAGGAGGAUGAUGACAGUGAAGGACUGGACCGCCCGCCAGUGCACGAUGUGAUGCUCGGUCUCGAUGAGAAAGCCCCACAGACCACAAAGCUCAAGGAAGUGGUCUCAGAGCUUACCGGUGAGCGCAAGUUCUUGCUUCUCACUCCCCCCGAAAAAGUCGAGCAUCACACUCGCCCCCGCCCCCCUGAAGACGACGGGCGAGUGUCUCAAGGAGGGACCGUGGACUGUCUGCUCACCGGGGAGCGACAACGGUUGCCAGGUCCGUCAGGCCCGGGUCCCCUGCCCAUCUCUCGAGCGGAGGGGAAUGAACAAUACGGCCGCGAAAGCGUACAAACUGGCCAGCAACAGCCUUUGGAGCCACAACUGCCAGUUGACCCGAUGGAACAGCGACUCGCUGUUGGAGACAAGUCUGACCGACUGCCGGCGGCCGGGCAGCAACAGCAGUCCCCCCAGGACCAACCUCAGAACGUCGGUCCUCAAUCGCUGAUAACGGAUCUGGCUGUGUCCCCCCCCAAGCUGCACACUAUCCAGGACCAGCCUGAGAACGUCGGUCCUCAAUCGCUGAUAACGGAUCUGGCUGUCUCCCCCCCCAGUCCCCUCGCCUGCCGCUCCAUGGUCGGGCUGCUGGAAAGUCAGCCAUCUCUGCCCCCGAGUGCUCCCUCAGGGGCCAGCUGCCGAAAGACUGUGGUUCUUCAUGAUGACGAUGACACAGACGAAAACCAAUCACAAUCUGAUGAUGAUAGGCAACCCGAUGCUCCCCCUAAAAAGAUGCGGGAUAUGGUGCGACUACAAGAGGACGAUAGUUCGCCGGUGGCCAUGCCCCCGGGGGUGGCCAUCUUCCCCAUCAAGAGGGAGAAGGAGGGGGGCCAGUGGCUACUGCGCCUUGGCCCCCCAGUGGACACCGCCCGCCAGCCUCAAAUGACAAAGACUACACCGCCGAUGAUGAAUCUGCCGAUUGAAGGCUGGAGGGGGAAUCCUUCGACGGUCGUGAUCCUGAAACGCCUUAAAUACUGGGUUAGGGAGAGUGGCAUAUCCGACACAUUGGGGGUGGUCCUUCCUCAGACACUCACAUUCCCGAAGGGCAUUAUUCCCGUCCUGCUUUUGCUGGAUCCCAAAAGUGGGACAAGCAAAACAGGCACGAGCUUCAGGUGGUUUACCCACCGUCAGCUGAUGGACCUCCCCACAACACGUUUUGUGACCAACUAUGCCUGGACAGCGGGUAGAGUUUUGUUCUUCAUGCAGACCUUGGAAGAUAAUGUCCUCGAGGAGCACAACCAGUGGGAUGACCCGCCGUUUGUGCUUCCCAUCAAGGUCUUGCCUUGAUGACCUGGCCCGGUGACUACAAGGUGCUGACUACAAAUAAUGGUCCCGCCUAUACCAAAUUGUGUGGCAGCGAGCAGCAGUGGACUGCUCCCUAACGGGGCCCAUUGUCCAGCCGGCCGGCCACAGGGGCAACCUCAUCAAUCUUCACCCCGGCCCGACCCCCCUCCACCGCAUCUUCGACCAUCACCCCCCCAACAUCUAUUGCCCCCCCAAUGCCCACCGCCCUCCCUCGUUUUCCCUAAAGUCAGGAGGCCACCCCAGUGGGCAACCAAACUGGCCCAGGCAGACCUGGACAUUCGCUCCCUUAACGUU
Messenger RNA from Chara braunii, 3041 nucleotides. The record is from the annotation of a GenBank genome assembly. Lineage: Eukaryota; Viridiplantae; Streptophyta; Charophyceae; Charales; Characeae.